This is a messenger RNA of Aphidius gifuensis, 5977 nucleotides long. RefSeq lists its product as uncharacterized. The record is from RefSeq and is a predicted model, not a curated record. The transcript has 11 exons. Lineage: Eukaryota; Metazoa; Arthropoda; Insecta; Hymenoptera; Braconidae. The coding region runs from base 371 to 5020 and encodes 1549 amino acids. Gene Ontology annotation, biological process: cell differentiation.
UCAAAAUUAUUUUAACAAAUGUUUUAUUGUCAAAAAUUUAGUUAUUUAUUUUGUGUGUGUAUUUUUGAUUAAUUGUUUUUAAUUUUUAAAUAAAAAUGACAGUGACAUAUGUUUAAAGUGAAUAUGUUUUGUUUAAAAUAAUGGUGAUUAAGUUAAUGCCGAUCGUGAGAAGAUCGGCUGCAACAAGUGAAUGGACAAAAAUAAAAUGGAUAAAAAAUUUACAGCACAAAGUUUUAUGAGAAUAAAAAAGUAAUAAUUAAAAAAAAAAAUAUAUAUAAUUAAAAUAAAAACAAUAGGUUUGUUGUUAUUGUUGUUGAUAUGGAUAGGUGAUAUUUAUGAGUGUGUAAUGAUAAAUUGACAAGUAAGCAGUAUGCCUUUUGUUGUGAGAAGAAUUGAGCCAAAAUAUGUUGGUCGUGGACAUGUACCUCAGGACAAUGUCACAUCGACGACAGUUGGUGCUGAAUUAUAUGCAACAUCAAAUGGUACACUUGCAAGUACAUUAAAACAACUUGCAUCAUUAUUAACUGUUGCUGAAGAUAUAUUUGGUGAAUUAACUGCUGAGCUAACAAAUGUUGCUAACAGAAGUGGUGAUCUUAGACAAAGAAUUGAUCGUCUUGAAGAUCAUUUAUCAACAAUUGAUCCAAAAAAAAUACCAGUUCCUGAAUCAGACAUAUGUACAUUUGCAUCUCGAAAAAAUCAUUACAAAGCAUCACGUGUACCAACAACAGGUUUAUUUGUAUCAUUAACACGACCAAAGGUUUUACAAGAAUUAUAUGAUUCUGCAGCUGUUGUUGCUGUUAAAAGUUUAGACAGUUUAAGACGUGAACGUGAUGGAAGAUCUUCCUUGGAUAUGUACCUGUGCACACCAGUACUUGGUAAACGAAGGAGAGAUAAAAGUUUUGAUAUUGAAUCACGUGUUCCUGCAGUUAUGGAUGAUCUUCGUAGAUGGACAUCAACUGAAGCCCUUGGGGACGUGACAGUGCCACCGGAUUGUAUGUCAAGAAUUUUUCAACAAGAUAACACUCUUGAUGAUGCUGUUGAUCAUAAAUUACCAAGUCCAGAAGAACAAAAUCAAGCAAUUGCAUUGAGGUUCCCAGCAGAGAUUGUGGCAGUCGAUGUAAGUGGUAAAGGAUUUGAAAGGAUGUCCAUGAGACGUAGAUCUCUUAUGGCAGGUAAAAAUGGUGAUAAUCAAGAUACGACCGUGAAACGAAGAUCACGACCACGAAGACCACGAGGUAAAAGACGAAAUACGAUAGCUGGUACAGACAGAAAAGAAAUUCGUCGAGCUGCUGGAGAAACAUCAACAGUAAAUGAAACAGAGGGUGAUAUUACUGAAGAAAUAUUAAAUGAUGUAUCACCAGCUCAUCGUUCAGCAAGUACUGAUAUACUUGGUAAAAAAGAAUUACCAAAUGAAAAAAAAUGGCAUGAUACAUUAAAAGCAUGGGGUAGAUCACGUUUAAAAUUAAUAAAUUCAAAAACAGAUGAUAAAAUUGAUAAAUUAUCAUCAAAUAAUGUAACUAUAAUUGAUGAUAAUUCAUAUGAAAUGAUAACAGCAACACAGCGUAGAAAACGUGAUAAAAUACAUGAACGUAAACCAAGUUUUUCAAGUUCAAGUGGUAAAAGUAUUGCAUCAAGUAUUGCUGUAUCAAUACCUGUUCCUAUUCGUCAACCAGUUAAAUUGCGUGAAUGUGCUGCACAAAGACGUGAAAGAAGAAAAGGAAGUAAUCGAGACGAUCCACCACAUUCAAGUUCUGGUAAUUGGAGUGCAUCUUCGGAAAGUGGUCGUGCUAGUAUUGGAAGUGAAUCUACAACAGCGACAAAUCCACCAAGAUCAACCACAACAACAUCAACUGGCACAUGUUCAUUAUCAUUAAAUCAUGCAAGACGUUUACGUGGAAGAGACACCUCAACAUCAUCAUCAGUGACAUCUGAGGGAACAUUAACACCUGAUAUUAUACAAGACAUAAGUACAAUACCAUUUUCAGAUGAGGGUGAGGGUGAGGGUGAAACAUGCUCAGUAUAUUCAUGUGACACGGAGGGUUAUUAUACAUCAUUUCACAUGGAUUCUGGUCUGAAGACCCUCAGAGAAGAAGAAGCAGCCCCAUCAAAACCCCUAACUAAAUCCAAUGAAAUAACACCUGACUCAAUGUCACCUAUAGUUGAAAAUGAAUAUGAAUUAUUUGGACGUGGCUCAACGUCAACUACAACAAGUUCAGCUGGUACUGUAUGUACAACUUUAUUAGCACCAGUACCACCUGAACGUAAAUCAAGUCUAACUGUUGUUGCAAUGGUUCAUGGACAAAAUAAAAAUGGUGGUGAAUCACCAGACAGUGGACAUAAUACAUCAUCAUCACCAGUUGAAUCAGCAUCAAGUCCAGCAUGUACAGCAAGAUCAUGCUCAGAAUUAGAAUAUUCUGAAUCGAGUGAUCUUGAAGGUUGUGAUAGAAUUGAACGUAUACGUUCUAAAACAGCAAUAAAUACAGCAAGAAUACCAUCAAUGUGUGUUAUCACACCACCAGGUUCUGAUGAUGAACAAACAAAUAACAACAACAACAACAACAACAAUCAUAAUAAUAAUAAUAAUAUUAAAACACAACAAGAUAUUAAUAGUAAUGAAAUAAUAAAUUGUAAUAAAAAUAAUACUGGAUCAAUACUAAUGUCAGCAACAGUUGGUACAUCUAAAAUGCAAGUUAUUAAUGGUGAUGAUAAAAAUCUUUAUGCAACAGUACAAAGGGUUGAGCCAAAGUCCAACAACAGUAUUAAUGGGCAAAAUAAUAUUAAUAAUAAUAGUAGUAAUAAUAAUAAUAUUAAAACAAGUCCAUUAAGUGGUGUACUUGGUAAAUUACGUGGUGUAUUACCACUUAAAAAAUUACAUUAUGGUAAAAAUUUACAAAAUGAACAAAUAAAUUGUCAUAAUGACUCUGGCGACUAUGUAACCAUAGCCGAUGUGAGAAAUAAUAAUGACAAACAUAUGCCAUGUAAUACAAAUCAAGUAACUUAUGCAAAUGCAUUAGAAUUACAUGAACAACAACAACAGCAACGACAACAACAACAACAACAGCCAUAUGACACUGAGUAUGUUAGCCUAAGUGAAUUACCAAAAAAAUUCACAGAUUCAUCAUUGGAAAGAAAAAGACAUGGAGCAAGAGUUACACUUGACUCCGAGGGUAAAGUUGUUUACUCAUCGGACAGUCUCAAGAGGCGAAAGGGAGCACAUACAACCUUCAAUCCAGGUCCAUUUGUCAAGGAUUCAAGUACACCAUCACCAACAGCAUCACCAAUGUUUCGUCGUGCACAAACACAAAUACGAUCAGUUAAUACAAAACAAAAUGAACAACCAUUAGUUAAUAAAACAACUGGUAAAGUUGUUAUACGAGCUGCUGGUAUGAGUCCAGAACGUGAUAAUGAACAACUUAAACAAUCACGUGGUGCAUAUGUCAACGUACAAAAUGAGGAAGAUAAUCCAAUGAUAUCAAAACCCCCUGAAUCAUCAUCAUGCCAAGUAACACCACAAUCACCACCACCUUAUAUUGCCCCACCACAGCCACAAGAUUGGCAACGUUAUCAACACAAUGAAAUUCAUAAUUCCAAUAAAAAUAAUCAAGAAAAUAUUGGACCAAAUAAUAAUCAACAAAGAAUUAAUUCUGUUUCGAAAAAUUUUAUACAACGACCAACAUUUUCAUCGCCUUAUUAUACAAUGCCAAAUCGUAAAACACAAAGUGAUAUUAGAGAACAAAUAAGAUGUGUUACACCUGAUAUAACAAGAGAUUUAAAUAGACAAAAUGAUGAAAAAAAUAUUAAUCGUAGUGGGCAACAUGUUACUACAACCAUAGACUCACGAAACAGAUUUUUAGCGCCUUUGGGACUAAGUGCUCUUGGCUACAGAUUUUUUGCUUCAUCACCAGUUAAUUCAUCAAGUCCAAAUAAUAAAACAGUUGUUGAUGGCUCAAGUAAUCCAUCAAUAUCACAAAUAUCUAUGGAUAAAUCAGGACCAAGAUCAAGCUCAACAGUAGCACAACGUCUUUCAGCAAUGUCAAAAAAUUCAUGGACAAUUUCAUCAUCAACUGGAUCACUUGAUUACAAAGAAAAUAAACCAAUACAUGUUGAAUCAACAAAUAGAAAUCCACCACCAAUGAAUAUAUUAUUAUCACCAAUAAAAAGUACAAUGUCAAAUGAAGAAUUAUUUGCAGCAAUUCAUAAAUCAAAACGUAAACUUAAUAUUAAAAAUGAAACUGAUCGUUUUGCAAGUAAUAAUACGAUAAAUAAAUCUUAUGAACAAAUUGGUACAAGACACAGUUGGAGUCCAGAGUCGAAGAACACACCAGAGGUUCCUCCGGCAAUUUUAAUGCCAUCUGCAACAGCCAGAAUGGAUUUUAAACGUUUAUUACUUCAACAAAGUUCGAAAUCAAAUCCAAAUCGUAUAUCUGCUGCGGAACAAUUAAAAUUAUCACGUCAACAACAUCAACAACAGCUGCAACAACAACAUCAUCAUCAACAACAACAGCAACAAUGCCAUUUGAGAAAUCAACAACAAUUACAUCAACAACCAUCACUUGCUAGAGCAAUGAGUCCACGGUCAAUUUGGAGAUUUCAAACACCUCGUAGUGAUGUUUUAUCAUCGACAAUUGUUGAAGAUACUGCUGCUGAAGAACGUGCUGCAAAAUUAUCACCAGAAAAUCAAAUACAAAAUAAUAGAUUACGAACAAGAAGACAACUUGAUUUAAGUGGUAUUUCACCAAUUCCAAAGCAACAAACUAUUGGCCAAAAUAUAAAUAAUGACAAUGAACGUUAUGAAAUGAAUAAUAGAUUAUCAAGGGUCAAUAAUGUUGACCUCAAUAAUGACAAUGAUAAUCGUAGAAUACGAAAUGAAAAAGCACGAGCUAAUUUUUUGGCAACUGGUAUUUCAACAAUUUCAGAGCAUGGAUAUCGUACACGUUCUGAAUCACCAAGGAAUCCAGCUACAUAUGCCAAAAGUGUUACACGGAGUCCGAGUGCUCCUACUCUUGAGACUGCCCUUUAAUUUUCAAUUAAUCAAGAAUUUGUUUUUCUUUUUUUUUUUACACUAAUAAAUUACAGUAUUUAUUGAUUUUCAUUUUUUUGAUUUUUUAAUUGUAAAAGACAGUUUAGACAUUUUUUUUCCCUUUACUAUGAUUAAGUAUGAAUUUUAAUUAUAAAAAUUAAUUUUAUAAAUUUUUUUAAAAACAAAAUAAUGUAAAAAAUACAAAAAUAUUUUAAUUGCCUAUGCUUUUUGUUAAAAAAAAUUUUUUAAUUUAAAAAAAGUGCCUAUGAAAAAAAAAAAAAAAUAAAAAAUAAUGCAGUCUCAAUUUUUAAAAUAUUUUUAUUAUCUUAAAUAUAAAAUUUAAAAUAAUAAUAAUAAUUUUUAUAUUUAUUAAUUUAUUAUUUAAUAUAAAAAUUUGUCAUUUUUAUUAAAUUUUCAUGACACAAUAUUGAUAAUACUGUAAAUAUUUAUAUAAAAAAAUUAUUUUAAUUUUACAUUAGCUAAUCUAGUCGAAACGAAUUUUGUAAUUGGCAAAAGAAAUAUUAUUUAAAAUUGCUUUAAGCUAUUAAUAUUAAUUACAUUUUACUGAUAAAUAAUAGAGCUUGUUCAUAACAAUAAUAAAAAUAUUUUAAAGUUUUUACUAAUAAUUUUAUAUCUCAAACAACGACCUUGAUAAAUGCAAUAAAUUUCUAUUUUACCAAUUAUACUUUAUUACAUUUCGUAAUGAAUUGAUAACAAAUAAAUAAUGAUUAAAUAAAUAUUCAGCCAGGCAACAAUGUAAUUAUUGUGAAAUUUAUUAGCCUUCAUUUGUUAAAAAUCUUAUCAUUUAUUGCAACAUUUAUUUUAAAAUGAAAUUAUUAUAUGUAAUUUUAUAUUCGUCACAAAAGUGUCGAGAGAUUAUUUAUUUUUCUUUAGUUUGAUUUAUGGUUUGUUCAAUUAUUUAUUUUUAAUUUGUCCUUGCAAUAAUCAAUGAUCAAG